AUGGAGCACCGGCAAUAUGAACAACGAAGUGCUGCAGUUGGUGAUAUCGGCGGGACACUAGAUGACGCUAAAAGGCGACAAGGAGAUGAACGGAUAGUGUUGGAGUCCGUAUAUGGUGAAGACUUCCGCGAUGCUGCCCAAAAUGCUUGGAAGAUAUGGCAACCACUUGACGUCAUCCUGCAUUUAAAACCUGUUCGAUCAGUUAGCACCACCAGCGGCAAAAUUUACGUCUCGUUAGAUCUUCAUGUAAAAUGUCCAAAAACAUAUCCAUUAUAUGGGACACCAGUGAUUGCGCUAGAAAAUAUACAAGGUAUUUCGCUGAGGGAUAUUGAUAAACUUAAACAGAUGCUAGAUAGUAAAGCAGCAUCAUUGAAAGGAAACGAAAUUGUUCUAGAACUGUGCCAGAUGGUUCAAGAAUUUCUAUAUGAACGAAAUAAACCUCCAGAAGGAUCUUUUUUCGAUGGCAUGUUACAGCAGCAUGCAGCAGUGGAACAUGAACGGAGGAGACAACGAGUAAGAUCGGAACAGCGUGAUCGCGAGGAUGUUGUAGCAUUUCAAAAAAUGCAUGAAGAAAAACUGAUGUGGCGGAAGGCUGAGGAAGGUGAACCCACGACACCAGUUGAUGAUAGUUCAUACGAAACAUUUUCCUGUAUCGAUGGUGUUCAAAGGCGGUUGACCAAAAUGAACGAUUUUAGGAGGCGGCCGAAUAUUAGUCCGUUCUGUCGGGAAUGGUCAGCUGUGGAUUGUGCUACGGGCCAUGAACUUUUUAUUACGGAAUGGACAUUUGCGGCGACAGCCAAGACGCCCAUAUCAUCGCUUAAACCUUUUAUUACUCAUUUUAAACAGCUGGAAAAGAAAUUAAAACAAAUUUCAAGAAUUUCUGUCACUGAGCCAACAUUAUGCAGUUAUGAAAUGCUUUGUGUGCAGAAGAAUAAAUUGACAGUUUCGGAAAUUAAUGUUUGUGUUAUAAUUGGUCAAAAUAUCGAUGGGAAUGACCGGAAUUUAUCAUCUCAAAUUGAUAUUUUCGAAACCGAUAAAACACUUUUAGUUCGCCUUGCUGUCCAACUUUUAGAUGGUUUGCGAUUUCUUCACGAAAGAAAUUUGGGACAUUUUGAUCUUGACCUGAUGUCUAUAUGGAUCACUGGCAAACGGAACUUUCGUUUAUCUGAUUAUUUCCUGAGGUCACUGCUUUUGAAUCGAUAUAGGAUUAUCAAGGAAUGUGUCGAAAUGGUCGGUGAAAAUAUCGCCUCCGGUUCUUCAAUAGAUAAAUUGCCACAUAAUGAUUUGGCUUCAUUGGGCAACAUUUUCAGCAAAUUCAGGGGGCUUCCGGCGGUUGCGAACGAUCCAGAUUUUUCUAAAAAUCUCGAAAGCUUCGUGAAAGCUUGUCGAAACACCAAAAUCUUGAAAAUCUUAAUGGAACAUCCCUUUUUACAUCAAGAUGAUUUGUUCCAGUCUUUGAUUGACGUUGAGAAAGAAGGCUUCCAGCAAAUUGCGCAUAGUAGGCUUCGAAACGAAUUUAUUUUUAUCGAAAUGUUGGGGAAAGGCGGUUUUGGUGAUGUCAUGUUGGCAAAGAAUAAACUGGAUGGUAAUGAUUAUGCGAUCAAACGGAUACCCUUAGAUCCCAAGGAUGAGCGAUUCAGUCGAAAAGUUACACGCGAAGCGAAGCUGUUUUCGAAAUUAAAUCAUCCAAAUGUUGUUCGUUACUACAGUGCUUGGAUUGAGCAAGCUUCUACUGUUACAAAAGAAGCUGGACCGAAAAGUAGUAGUAGUGAAGUAAAUGUUAAUAGUGGUCAAGAAGUGGGAACCGAAGAUUCCUUGAUGCCCAUGCAAAUAAAGAAUAACGAAAAAGUGGCAAAACGUUUAGCUGUAGAUACGACAGCCGAGUGGUCAACGUCAUUUCAAGUGGCUUCUAUGUAUGAACUGGAUUCUGUUUCCGAAGAGCAAUGCAAAGAGCCUGUCCGAACGUUAUUCUCGCCUACUGGUCUUAGUACCGUUGAAAAUUCGGACUUUGAAGUGCUUUUUGAAGAUGAAGGCGACAAUGAGGAUUCGAGUGAUGAAAAUGUCGAUACACCAUCAAACCGGACGUUACCAUCUGGAACGACAGCACGAAAUUCUUCCACGCUCUCUCUAAGAAUUUUAUUCAUUCAAAUGGAAUAUUGUGAGAAGUCUACUUUGCGUAAUUUAAUUGACAGUUCGAAACUGCUGAAAAAUCCACGGCAAAUAUGGCGUUUAUUUCGUGAAAUAUUGCUCGGGUUGCAAUACAUCCAUCAAGAAGGCAUGAUUCAUCGUGACAUUAAGCCGAUGAAUGUUCUGAUAGAUGGUAGCGAUCAUGCAAAAAUUGGUGAUUUUGGUCUCGCAACUCGCGAUAUUAUGUCGAAAAAUCUAUCUUCUUUAAAUGAGUCGGAUAUGAAUUUUUCUAUGACCAAAGAUAUUGGCACAGCUCUUUAUAUUGCACCAGAAUUAUUGUCAACUGCUGGUGAAAGCAUCGAUUACACAACUAAAAUCGACGUUUAUAGUCUUGGCAUAGUCUUGUUUGAAAUGUUCUAUCGACCUCUUCUGCCUGGUAUGGAACGAAUAGCAGUAAUAAAAAAUCUGCGUGGUUCGGGUCAUUUUCCCUCUGAUUUCGGGGCUGGUAUGUUGGAGAUACACCAAAAAGCUGCCAAAAAACUGAUCAAAUGGAUGUUGGAAAUCCAAGCAGAUGAUCGGCCAUCGGUGCAGAUUCUUCUAGAGAGCGAUCGUAUUCCAGUAGCAGAAAUUGAAGAGAAUGAUUUCCAAAAAAUGUUUUGUCAAGCUAUUCGGAGCAGAGGACGUUUGCAUCAUUGGAUAAUUGAUACGUUGAUAGCUAAUCCGGUAUUACCAGCAGCAGAUUAUCUUUAUGAUCGAGGCAUUUGUUCUGCUGACCGACUGAGUUUACCACGAUUGCGUGCUGUCGAGUCCCUACGUAACAAACUGUGCCGUAUCUGUUCAACACAUGCUUUUAUUCCAUUUGAUAUGCAUUCAAUUACACCAUUCAAUGCCAAAAAUGCACCUGAAAUGACGAAUUCGAAAUCACGCGCAUGUAGAUUUGUUGAUGAAAAUGGAAUUUCAGUAAUGUUACCGUAUGACUUACGACGAGCUUUUGCGCGUUAUUGCGUUCGUAAUGGAGUAAAUCGUCUGAAAAGAUAUGAUUGUGGUAAAGUGUUUGGACGUCCCGAUGCUGCUGUCAGCAUGCAUCCCAUUGAGCGUAUUGAAUUCGCUAUUGAUGCUGUUGGUCCGAUAAGUUCAUCGCAAAUGCUUACAGCCGAUAUACUGUGCAUUACUAUCGAGACAGUCCAUCAGCUUGAUUGUAUAUCGUCGCAUAAAUGGGAAAUCCGGAUGGGACAUCGGGAUUUAAUUAUUGCUGCCAUUUUGUAUCUUGGUUUCGGUGAUUUCAGCACACAGAACAAAAUACUAAAUAUUCUGUACGCGAUUGCAACAUCAAACAAAAUGCUUAAUCGUGAACAAAAAAUCGAACGACUUCGGGCCGGUACGGAAAUGUCAUUCAGUCAAGCAAAUUCACUGCUUAAUGUUCUGGAAGGUGAUGAUUGCACAUUAGAAGCGUUGGUAGCAAGGACGGAAUGUCUGGUAAACUGUCGUGAUGAUCGUGUUCAGAAGCAUUCUAAGAAGGCAUUGAGUGACCUCACAAAUUUAGCCAUAUUGUUGAAAUGUUUCAUCGAUGAUAUGACUGAGCACAUCUUGUUCGACGGCACUCUUUGUUAUCGACCACAUACAUACUGCAGUGGCCUCAUGUUUCAGUUACGAGUACUCGUCCUGCAUAAACAAACAAUACGGCCUGUCAUUAUUGGUGCUGGAGGUCGAUAUGAUACCUUGCUAGAUGACGAGCGUCAUGCGCAAGAUCUAAUUCCUCCCACUCCACUAUGCGCGGUUGGAUGCAGUCUAUCACUCGAUAUUCUUGCUCACUUUUGUUGCACAAAUAAACCGGACUUUGGAUCGGUUUGCGGUCAAGCAUUAGUUUGUUCAGUCUCUGAUCAGUUCCUAAAAACAACUGCAAAUUUGGUGAAACAGAUGUGGUCAUGCGGAAUCCAGACAGAUGUUUUACAUGACCCAGUCGCUCCGAUGCAAAUAACGGAACUUAUUGAGCAUUGUAACGAAACACAUAUCGAAAUGCUGUUAGUGGUGUAUGGAGAAAAUGAAGUAUUAACUCGUAUCGGUGGUGUUGACUUGGGCAAGCUUACGUUCGAUGAAAUGUUGAGUAAAUUUGAGGUUUACCAGAAUGAUGUUUCCUUUGUGGAAGCAUUUCCACAUUUAUCUAAUAUCACUUCGCCUGUAAGGCACUCGCUAAACACACUACCAGUAGCUGCCACUCCUGCUAGCCUGAACGUGAGAUAUGCUUUAACCGAGAAACCGGCAGCUCAUAUCCGAAAAAGGAAUGAGACUCAAAUUCGUGCUUGUCUGCAAAAAGUGGUUAUUGCUUUGGCGCCUCAAACAGUGGUUGAAGUAGUCGUCACGGAAAUCUCAGUGGAUGCAAUUCGUCUGCUUGCAACACUUAUUGAUCGUAAUUUCACAGUGGACGAACUUUUGAGUGCUUUCACGGCUGCUGCAAAGCAACUAAGCAAAUUCAAACGGGAAUUCAAGCGGAUAGAGGAAGUGAUUGAACCAUUCUUUCAACUCAAGAAUACCUCACCUAUUGUACUGUAUUCAAAACAAGAUUGUAAUGGUUAUUACAAAUUAAUACUUUAA
Messenger RNA from Brugia malayi, 4719 nucleotides. RefSeq lists its product as uncharacterized. Gene Ontology annotation, cellular component: cytosol. The coding region runs from base 1 to 4719 and encodes 1572 amino acids. The transcript has 26 exons. Gene Ontology annotation, molecular function: protein binding; ATP binding; eukaryotic translation initiation factor 2alpha kinase activity. The record is from RefSeq and is a predicted model, not a curated record. Lineage: Eukaryota; Metazoa; Nematoda; Chromadorea; Rhabditida; Onchocercidae. Gene Ontology annotation, biological process: DNA damage checkpoint signaling; regulation of translational initiation by eIF2 alpha phosphorylation.